GUGUGCGCAGGCCUGCGGCGCUGGGCGGGCUCAGGCCCUCCACCGCUGGCCCCCCCGCGCUCCCCACCCACGCCCUCACAUAUUCGCCCUCGCCGCCGUUCCCAGGGCGGAGACACAAGCUUUUAGUCGUUCGGCGGCUUCGGUUGGUGCGGUGGCGUGAGGGGCUCACUGCGGCGUGUGGUCGGCGCCGGCUGGGCCGUUGCGCGCCUACCCUCCCGGCCGGCCGUGGGGGGAUUCGGGCAUCAGCCGAGCUCCUGCCGGUGUUCCCUGGCCGGUCCCGGGUAUCCCGGCAGCGCUUCGACGGCGGCUUCGCGGGACCCGCGGACCGGGUCGCAGCCCGAGCCCCGAGCGGACGGCGUCAUGAGGCACCUGCCGUACUUCUGCCGCGGCCAGGUGGUGCGGGGCUUCGGCCGUGGCUCCAAGCAGCUGGGCAUCCCCACAGCUAACUUUCCGGAACAAGUAGUUGAUAAUCUUCCAGCUGAUGUAUCGACUGGCAUUUAUUAUGGCUGGGCCAGUGUUGGAAAUGGAGAUGUUCAUAAGAUGGUGGUGAGCAUAGGAUGGAACCCAUACUACAAGAAUACAAAAAAGUCUAUGGAAACUCAUAUCAUGCAUACCUUCAAAGAGGACUUCUAUGGGGAGAUCCUCAAUGUGGCCAUUGUUGGCUACCUCAGACCAGAAAAGAACUUUGAUUCUUUAGAGUCCCUUAUUUCAGCAAUUCAAGCUGAUAUUGAGGAAGCUAAGAGACGACUAGAUUUACCAGAACAUUUGAAAUUCAAAGAAGACAAUUUCUUCCAGGUUCCUAAAAACAAAAUAAUGAAUGGCCACUGAUAAAAAAAAUCAUCUUACUCUUAUUAAUUCAUUCACUGUUUUCUAAUAUUUUACUGCUUAUAACUCCUCAGUCGUUACAUUUUGAAAAUCAAACAUUUUCCUACAGCUGUGAAUUAGUUUAAACAGUACAGUGUCUUUACCACAUUAUGUUUCAACCAUUCAAAUUAAACCCAUCAUGCUAUAGUCCUAAAGUGAUUCAUUUGGAAAAUCAAGAUUCUUUUUUAUGUAAUAUGUUGAUUAAAAUUUACCACUAGAAAGGUCUUAAGUGUCUUGUAAUGGAAAUGAGAAUGUAUAUAAGUGUGGGUAAAAAGGCAAGUCGCUAGAUUUGAGAUAAGAACUAAUAAUUCUCAUGGUACAUACUAGUACGUAUGUACUUAUGUAGUACGUGCUGCUAAACAGAGGAGGCUUAUGAAAGUAAAUGUAUUCAACAGAGGUUUGAGAGUUGAUUAUAAACCUAAGGGGAAAAAUCCAGACUUUAUAUUUUUGAUAAUUUGUCUGUUAAUAUAUUAUUGCAAACAUGUA
This is a messenger RNA of Callorhinus ursinus (northern fur seal), 1350 nucleotides long. Lineage: Eukaryota; Metazoa; Chordata; Mammalia; Carnivora; Otariidae. The record is from RefSeq and is a predicted model, not a curated record.